AUGGCGGCCACUCCCCUUCCUUCCCCUCGUCGAAUCUUGACUGCCACUGACUCUCAAGGUCUACCAGUGGUAUUGGACGAUACAACCCCUUUUGCCAAUGACAAUGAGGAGUUAAAAGCUUUUGUCGGAUAUGUCCAGCCGGAUUUGACUGGGAAACCAGAUCAAGCUUUCAAGUACUCGGAAUAUAAACCUACUAAGAUUAGUCAUGAUGAUCAAGUAUCGUUAAGAUGGGUCGAUAUUCCACCUAACUAUAAAGGGGAUCAACAUUACACUAAUACCUUCGACUACAUAAUUGUGACCCACGGCGAACUCGAACUGUCCUUACCAGACGGUCAAACCAAGAACGUCAAAGUCGGCGAUGCAGUGGUUCAAGCUGCCAAUAUUCACGCUUGGAACAACAAUACUGAUCAAUGGGCAAGAUUCGUCGGUGUGGUGGUGCCCUCUGAAAGUGUUAAAGUCAACGGUAAAACGCUUGAUCAACCCCCCAUCAAUGGUUAUCACGCUCAGUUUUAA
This is a messenger RNA of Kwoniella botswanensis, 513 nucleotides long. RefSeq lists its product as uncharacterized. Bases 1 to 513 code for a protein of 170 amino acids. The record is from RefSeq and is a predicted model, not a curated record. NCBI's taxonomy places the organism in Eukaryota, Fungi, Basidiomycota, Tremellomycetes, Tremellales, Cryptococcaceae. The transcript is spliced from 4 exons.